This is a messenger RNA of Mesitornis unicolor (brown roatelo), 1291 nucleotides long. It is a transcript of the gene MCM3, whose product is annotated as minichromosome maintenance complex component 3. The record is from RefSeq and is a predicted model, not a curated record. NCBI's taxonomy places the organism in Eukaryota, Metazoa, Chordata, Aves, Mesitornithiformes, Mesitornithidae. The annotation marks the transcript as partial. The transcript has 8 exons. Gene Ontology annotation, cellular component: nucleus; MCM complex. Gene Ontology annotation, molecular function: ATP binding; single-stranded DNA binding; single-stranded DNA helicase activity. Gene Ontology annotation, biological process: DNA replication; DNA strand elongation involved in DNA replication; double-strand break repair via break-induced replication.
GAAGACCAAGGGAUUUACCACGGCAAAGUCCGGGACAUGAUCAGUGAUAACCAGUACCGGCUCCUCGUCAGCAUCAACGACCUGCGGCGGAAGAACGAGAAGAGGGCCAGCCGGCUCCUGAGCAAUGCCUUUGAGGAGCUGAUCGCCUUCCAGCGUGCCCUGAAGGACUUUGUUGCUUCUGUUGAUGCCACCUAUGCCAAGCAGUAUGAGGACUUCUACAUCGGGCUGGAGGGCAGCUUCGGCUCCAAGCACGUGUCACCACGGACGCUGACAGCCCGUUUCCUCAGCUCCAUUGUCUGUGUGGAGGGCAUCGUGACAAAAUGCUCUCUGGUUCGUCCGAAGGUUGUCCGGAGCGUCCAUUACUGCCCAGCGACCAAGAAGACUAUUGAGCGCCGAUACACGGACAUGACCUCCCUGGAUGCUUUCCCAUCUAGUGUCGUCUACCCUACAAAGGAUGAAGAGAACAACCCCCUGGAGACAGAGUUUGGGCUCUCGGUCUACAAGGACCAUCAGUCCAUCACCAUCCAGGAGAUGCCUGAGAAGGCCCCGGCCGGGCAGCUGCCCCGCUCGGUGGAUGUCAUUCUGGAUGACGACCUGGUGGACAAGGUGAAGCCUGGGGACCGCAUCCAGGUGGUGGGGACGUACCGCUGCCUGCCGGGAAAGAAAGGGGGUUACACUUCAGGGACGUUCAGGACCAUCCUCAUUGCCUGUCACGUGAAGCAGAUGAGCAAAGACGUCCGACCUGUCUACUCAGCUGCUGAUGUGGCCAAGAUUAAGAGAUUCAGCAAGAGUCGCUCCAAGGGUAUCUUUGACCAGCUGGCAAAAUCCUUGGCUCCCAGCAUCCACGGGCACGAAUAUAUCAAGAAGGCCAUUCUCUGCAUGCUGCUCGGAGGGGUGGAGAAGGUCCUGGAGAACGGGAGCCGCAUCCGAGGAGACAUCAACAUCUUGCUGAUAGGAGACCCUUCCGUUGCCAAGUCUCAGCUGCUGCGGUACGUGCUCAGCACCGCUCCCCGCGCCAUCCCCACCACUGGCAGAGGCUCCUCUGGUGUUGGCCUGACAGCCGCCGUCACCACGGACCAAGAAACUGGCGAGCGGCGCCUGGAAGCGGGGGCCAUGGUUUUGGCUGACCGGGGAGUGGUGUGCAUUGACGAGUUCGACAAGAUGUCCGAUAUCGACCGCACGGCCAUCCACGAGGUGAUGGAGCAGGGCCGCGUCACCAUCGCCAAGGCCGGCAUCCAUGCCCGCCUCAACUCCCGCUGCAGCGUCCUGGCAGCGGCCAACCCCGUCUACG